AUGUCUGGAGAAUCGCCGCUUGUCUCGUCGAGUCUUAAUAAUGGGAGCUCGAACGGCAAGAUGAAGAGGAAACGUAAUAGGAUUCCUUUAAGUUGUACCAUAUGUAGGAAGAGGAAAGUUAAGUGUGAUAAGACCCGUCCACACUGUGACCAAUGUGUCAAGACUGGUGUGGCACAUCUAUGUCAUUAUAUGGAACAGAGUUGGGCAGAAGAAGCAGAGAAAGAGAUCUCGAAAGAGACUGAGUUAAAGCAACUGAGAGACCGAGUUAAGUCGCUUGAAGAGAGUUUAUCCAAGGUACAUUCUGUAUGCAGCAAUACUCCCGAUAGCAAUAUACUGGUACUAGAUAAUGGGAAUGAGAUUUCUGGGGAUGAUUCAAAAUUUCUUUCAGGCAAUAGUAAGUAUAGUAAUGAUGAACUGGAUUUAACGAGACAAUUUGAUAUGCUGCAUUUAAAAAACAACGGAACCAUUCAUCUUGGUGCAACUCAUUGGCUGGCAAUUAUGAAAGGUGACCCAUACUUGAAAUUGUUAUGGGGGCAUAUCUUUUCUAUGAGAGAAAAGCUGGCUGAAUGGUACAGUCAGAGAAGAAAAGUUCCUCAUGCGAAAGGUAUGACUAAACCAGGAAUGCCAUCUGGUUCAAGAUGUCCCGUGGAUCAUAGCAGUAUGGGCUUCCCUCCACCAAAACGAGAUGACUCUCCCUCGCCUUUACAACAAAUGCCAUCCAAAUGUCCCGUGGACCACGCUACGAUGAAGAAAUGUCCCGUGGACCACACUGCUAUGUCUAAAUGCCCCGUGGACCACACUGCUAUAUCUAAAUGCCCCGUUAGUCAUGGUAGUUCAAUUAAAGAGGAACAUGAUAUCCCUAGACCGCCAUCUUUACCAUCAUUCCAAAAUCUCACAUCGAAAUGUCCGGUGAUACAUCAACCGUCUGCAAAAGAUUUUCAAAUUCCUCGACCACCAUUACAAUCAUACAAGGUUGCCACCAAACCUAUUACUCAUGAACAAGUCCUGGCAAGAGUUACUGAACUCCUGCCGCCAAAACGAAUAAUAUGCUCAUUCAUGGAGAAGUUCUUCAAGCAGAUUUACCCAGUGAUACCCAUUAUAGAUGAGCAAAACUUUAAGAACCAUAUGAACCACAUUUUAAGCUUGAGAACUUUUACUGGUGAAGGUGACACGGUACAAAAACUGCGAACGACCAAGCUGGCAGAUUAUUGUAACUUGGGUAUACUGAUAAUCAUCCUAAGGCUUACUUGGCUAUCUUUGCCAUCUAAUGCUUGCGAAGUGGAUCUAGGUAGUCAGUGUUCUGCUUUUCUAAUGCCCCAAUUGAAUACGGCAUCCGUUACACAAGCUAAGGAGGAAUCUUUGCUAAUAAAAUAUGAAACACCCGUUGAAGCGCUAGAGCUUAUUCGCGAGCAUUUGAUCAAAUUUGAUCAAAUCUCCAGUAUAUCAAACUGCAACGUGAAUUUGACGACUGUUCAAUUUGCUAUUUUUUACAAGCUCUAUUUGAUGUGCUGGGCCAACGACACACCCUCAGCGAAUAACUCUCCAGAUGCAUGUGUACCGGGGACCAUCAACGAUGGUGGUGGCCAGGAUAAUGAAACCCAUCAAGUGUUACUGUCAAGCAUCACUCAAAUGGCAUUCAGCUGUGGACUUCAUAGAGAUCCAGAUAAUUUCCCUCAGCUAAACGCUGUUUCGCAUGGGCAGCCAGAAAACUCUGCAACUGCGGCUAACAACAACACUAGCAGCGCGGCUGGUCCCUCUGCUAAGGCAAGUAAAGACGCACAAGCAAGCACAGAAAGAUUUAAACACACCUGGAGGAAAACAUGGUAUUAUAUCGUUUCGCUUGAUGUGCAACAAUCUCUUUCACUUGGGACGCCGAGGUUGCUGAGAAAUUUGAGAGAUUUUAGUGAUACUAAACUACCAUCAGCUUCCAAAAUUGAUUACGUUCGCGAUAUUAAAGAGCUUGUCAUUGUUAAAAAUACGACGUUGUUCUUUCAAAUUGAUCUAUGUAUUGUCUCCGUGUUAAACCAUAUUUUGAACGUCUCACUCGCCAAGAAUGUUAGAAAGUUUGAGCUCGAUUCCUUGAUAGUAUCGCUGAGUGAUUUGACCCACGGUAAGAGGAACAUAUGCGAUGUGGUAACUGGCCUAGUCAAUAAGGGACUCUUGUUCACGACGGAAGGGGUAGUUGAUCAAAACACAGACGAAGUGUACGGUCUUCCAAGUUUGGAGGAAAUAUUAUCACAGCACUCUUCAUCUUCGGCUGAUGACGUAGACAAGAAAUUGGAUUUGGCACAUGAGUCAGCUACUAGGGCGUUGUUCUUUUCAAAGCACUUAACUCUAAGGAUGCUUUUGUAUUUGCUGAACUAUAUUUUGUUUACCCACUACGAGCCUAUGGCAACCGAAGAUCCUGGAACUGCUGUUAUUGCUAAAGAGUACGCUCAAGAAACUCUUAAUUACGCGAUGGAUGGAUAUAGAAACUGUAUGCUGUUCUUCAACAAUUUGAAGACUGCAGGCACUAUGAGCUCCAUGUUCAGUUACAUGGAAGUAGUUUUAGCACCCCAAUGCUUAGACAUUGGUCGCCGUGCUUUGCAAUUCAUUUUUUGCUUAGUUUUGCGUGCUAAGUGUGGACCGUUGACUGGUAUGGGUGAAGGCACUAUUAACAAUGCCAAUUCGUGCAGCAGCAGUAGCGAGGAUGAGCGUGAGACAAGCGCUUCGAAGAAAGAGGACUCGGCAGAGCUAACUGAUGAUGUUGCGAGAGAUAUAAGCCUGGAUACUGGAGAAGCUUUAGCAGAAACAUUGAUGAAUAGAAUGGCGCUGUUCCACAAAAUGACAAAACAAGUUUGCGUGAAAUACCAUUAUGCUGCAAGGAUGAUGAGAUCAACUGGUUUCUUUCUAGCUUUAUUGAAGCAUCCUAAUGCCAAAUCGAAGGGUGAUCAAAAGAAUGGGUCUCAACCCGGAAGAAAGCCACCCUUCUCGAACUUCUUGCGAAAUGUUCCUUCUCUAAUCCUGUCUGCUGAUGGGGAACAACUAAAGAGGUGUCCUGUUUAUCAAGAUGCUAUAGGCUUUGCGGGACCCAGGACAAUGAGCAAUAAUAACAACCAGUUCGUUUUCCCACCUGGUCAUGGCCGGUUUGGUGCGCAGUUGCCACCAUUGAGGUCAUACAAGCCAAUCACAUAUAAUAGCAGUAACGUACGCCGCACCGCAGAGACUGAAGAAAAUGACCAGAAAAGGCGUCGGUUAAACAGCGAUCCUGCUGAGUCCGUGAAGUUAGCUGAUCACAUUUCUGCUCCACUUCCUCCUUUGCAGCCUGUUUCGUCUCCAGCAAUGACACUUAAUGGGAUGGUUUCAGGUAUUGGGGAGCCAUUACCGCCUCUCGAUAGAAUUGCAGGUCAAUUUACUCCAUUGCCUAUGGAAAACGUUCCAGUCACCAAUCCUGCUAAUGCUGGCAGCCCAAGUUUGACUAGAGAUGUCAAUUUAGGUGGUAUGACAACCUUUACAUCACCGGCAUCUGAAGUGUCUUCUGCCGCUAACUAUACGCCUGCAUUCGAAGAUUUCUUGUUACAAAACUCGAAUUUCAAUGGUAUAAUGAUCAACCCUUCGAGUAUCGUCGAAGCAGUUGGGUUCCAUAACUUCGACAGCAGUGAUAUACCCAUUGGGAGCGAAGGCGUUGACUUUUUACCAAUUGACAACGCGGCUAUCGAUGGUUUAUCUGAAUUGACAAGAACCGAGUUCCCAGCUUGGGAAUAG
This is a messenger RNA of Torulaspora delbrueckii, 3744 nucleotides long. It is a transcript of the gene HAP1, whose product is annotated as Hap1p. Gene Ontology annotation, biological process: regulation of transcription by RNA polymerase II; DNA-templated transcription. The record is from RefSeq and is a predicted model, not a curated record. The transcript has a single exon. The coding region runs from base 1 to 3744 and encodes 1247 amino acids. Gene Ontology annotation, molecular function: zinc ion binding; DNA-binding transcription activator activity, RNA polymerase II-specific; RNA polymerase II cis-regulatory region sequence-specific DNA binding. Lineage: Eukaryota; Fungi; Ascomycota; Saccharomycetes; Saccharomycetales; Saccharomycetaceae. Gene Ontology annotation, cellular component: nucleus.